GUAAUCACAUUAUCCAAAGAAUGGGGAUAUGGUGCAUAGGUGGCACAACCCUAGUGGAGGAAACGAUUUAUUAACUUGCAAGGAUCAGAUGAUUCUCCCAAAAACAUAGAAUUCCAGUUCAUUCAAAGCCUCUCAAUCUUUGUCAGCAAUUAUCUUAAGCUUAUUCAUUUUGAAGAGAAAGAGGGGGCACGACAUGGCAAGCUGCAACAUGGCAUCAGCUGCUUCUGGGUUUGUGCUAACACCUAAUGUUUCAAGCAGCACAAGUUCAUCUGCCAGGAGUAACAUGUUAUUCUUCCCUUUGAAGAACAAUAGUUCAAGGCUAGUUGUUAGGGCCGCUGAGGAAGGAGCAGCUCCACCAGCCACAGCACCAGUUGAAGGUGAAGCUCCAAAGGCUAAACCACCACCAAUUGGACCCAAAAGAGGUGCCAAGGUAAAGAUUCUGAGGAAAGAGUCUUACUGGUUCAAUGGCAUUGGAUCUGUGGUAGCUGUUGACCAGGAUCCAAAGACUCGCUACCCAGUGGUGGUUCGCUUCAACAAAGUUAACUAUGCAAAUGUAUCUACAAAUAACUAUGCAUUGGAUGAAAUUGUAGAAGUUUAAAUGAGUCAUGUUUGUAUUAUCAUUGUAAUUUUAAUUCUCCCUCUGUUUCACCCUCUAGAAUUAGCUUGUUUGUGCAGGAAUGUGUAUCAUACUCUCUUUGAUUUCUUCUAUGUUCUUCCUUAUAAUUUUAUGGUUGCUGCUGCGUAUAUCCA
Messenger RNA from Juglans microcarpa x Juglans regia, 750 nucleotides. Its product is annotated as photosystem I reaction center subunit IV B, chloroplastic-like. NCBI's taxonomy places the organism in Eukaryota, Viridiplantae, Streptophyta, Magnoliopsida, Fagales, Juglandaceae. The record is from RefSeq and is a predicted model, not a curated record. Gene Ontology annotation, biological process: photosynthesis. Bases 194 to 598 code for a protein of 134 amino acids. The transcript has 3 exons. Gene Ontology annotation, cellular component: photosystem I; photosystem I reaction center.